UGAGGAGAUUGAGGGGAGGAGUGAGGAGGCGGAGUGAGGAGGGGGUGAGGAGCGGUUUGCGCGCUGUCAGACGGCAGUAUUUAUUGUGCAGUGUGUGAGCCGCUGAUGGGGGUUCAGGGCUUCCAGGAGUUUAUUGAGCGCCACUGCUCGGCGGCGGUGGUGCCGGUGGAGCUGCAGAAACUGGCCCGGGCUCGGGCGGCGCGGCACCGGGCGGCGGGGGGUACGCGAGGCCCCGGCUCGGGGCCUUUCCCGCCGCCGCCGCUCCGCCUGUUGCUGGACGCCGAGAGCGGCCUCCACCGGCUGUACGGCGGCUACUUCACGGACUGGGUGAGCGGCGGUCAGUGGAACCAGAUGCUCGGCUUCGUGGCCGCGCUGUCUCAGGCCUGUGCGGCCGGCGGCGUCCAACUGGUCGUGGCCUUCAAUGGCGCCUUAGCCAAGAGCCGCCUCCCCGACUGGGGCAAACGGCAGCUCCAGCAGCGCCAGAGCAGCCAACUGAUCGUCAACCACAUCCACAGCAAAGGCACCCCCCCGCCCAAGGUCUGGUUCCUGCCCCCGCCCGGGCUGGCGGCCUGUCUCAGGCUCGCGCUGCUCCGCUUCCGUGUGCAGGUGAUUCAGAGCACUGAAGAUCAUCACCAGGAAGUGCUGUCCUUCUACCGGGAGAAUGGCUUCCACGGGCUGAUCGCCUAUGAUUCGGAGUAUGCCCUGUGUAACGUGCAAUGUUACCUCAGCGCGCAUGCGCUGAAGCUCAGCUGGAAUGGGAAAAGCCUCACCACAAACCAGUUCCUGAUGCAGGAAGUGGCCAAACAGCUGAACGUCAACCCUGCCUACUUCAGCAUCUUUGCAGCUCUGUUGGGCAACCACAUUCUCCCAGAUGAAGAUUUGGCGGCUUUCCAUUGGAGCCUCCUUGGCCCAGACCAUCCUCUGGCAUCUCUCAAGGUCAGGGCUCAGCAGUUAGUGCUGCCGCCCUGUGACGUGGUUAUUAAGUCAGUCGCUGUCUACGUCAGCAACAUCCCUGAUGUCAGUGACCUGGACACGGUGGCAAGGGACGUCUUCAAACAUUCUCAGUCCAGGACCCAGGACAAAAUUGAUCGUUUCAAGAGAGCUGUGGAGUACUACGCGAUGGCCAGCAAACCCCAAUCCAUCCCCCUCGGGCCAGCACCACUCCUACUGCAGGGCUUCGCUCCCAGUCAGUUUGGAAUGCCAUCGUUUGCUGGAGCCCAGAUACCAGGCGUCUCUCAGCCAAAACACGUGUUCCCCCAGCACAUGAUGCAGAAGCUGCCGUAUCAAGCCUUCCCGCCUGGCCACAAUCCUGGCCUCUUCUUUUCUCCCUCUCACAGCCACCUAGUCCAGGGGCCAUCCUUCGACCCCCAGGCCACUAAGUUACCCCUCGGGCAGAAAGGUCCCGGCCCCCUGCAGCAGGUGGGGAAACACGUCUCAUUAAGCAGCUGGUCUGGAACCCCUGUCUCCUCCUCCAUCAAGAUUAACAACCACAUGGUUCCCAAGGACUCCUCACUCUCCUCUCCCGACAUGGAGGAGAACAGACAUAGAGGGGGAACCUCAACCAACCAUAUCCCCAAACAACAACCUCCACACAAGGUGACGGGGGCCAGAGAGAGCACAGUAAGAGGCAACCCUGAGGGCUUCCCCGAUACCAGGCCUGGGGUUAGGAAGCCCACUGGGUGUGUGACUCCUGUUAGCCCCACAGCUCACAUUCCCUCACUACUCUCCAUGCAAACCAGGAGCCACAUGGACAUCACCACCCCUCCCUUGCCUCAGGUGGCCCCUGAGGUGCUCCGUGUGGCUGAUCACAGGCACAGGAAGGGCCUCAUGUACCCCUACAUUUACCAGGUGCUGACAACAGGGGAGCUCAAGCUGCCGGUGUGUAUCGAGGACGAGGCUAACAGUGAGCUGCCUCCAGCCACCCUGUUGUACCGCUCAGCCCGUCAGUACGUGUAUGGGGUUCUCUUCAGCUUGUCAGAGACACAGAGGAGAGCCCAGAGGCUGGCCAUGAGGAGGAGGAUUCCUGUGGAAGUGCCUCCGGUCAUCAUUAAAGAGUGGGCAGCAUACAAAGGCAAGUCUCCGCAGACGCCCGAGCUGGUGACGGGGCUGAUUUUCCGUGAGUGGACCUGCCCCAACCUGAGGAAGCUGUGGCUGGGGAAGGCGGUGGAGGACAAGAACAGGAGGAUGAGGGCUUUCUUAGCCUGUCUGAAGUCGGACACCCCGGCCAUGCUUAACCCGGCCAAUGUCCCCACCCACCUACUGCUGCUGUGCUGUGUGCUGCGGUAUAUGAUGCAUUGGCCGGGCGGGAGGAUUCUGCACCGACAGGAGCUCGAUGCCUUCCUGGCCCAGGCCGUGUCCUCCAAGCUGUACGAACCCGACCUCCUGCAGGAGCUAAAGAUUGACAAGCUGGAUGCCCGGGGUGUAGAGUUGGCUGCCCUGUUUAUGAGCGGAGUGGACACAGCGCUGUUUGCUAACGAUGCCUGUGGACAGCCCAUACCCUGGGAGCACUGCUGCCCCUGGAUCUACUUUGACGGGAAACUCUUCCACAGCAAGAUGGUGAGAGCCACCCAGCAGAAGGUUCCCCUACUGGAGCUGUGUGAUGGUCAGGCUGACCAGGUUGCCAAGGUGGAGAAGAUGAGACAGAGUAUCCUGGAGGGGCUGAAUUUCAGCCGCCACCCGCUGCCUCCGCCCUCCAUGCUGCGUCCCCCCUUCGCUCCUCCAAUGAUGGGGCCGUUCUACCCAAUGCCAGUUUACAGUCGGCCUGUUGGCUCAGUGCCACCCCCUCACGGCAGGGGCCGGUGUUUCGCUGGUAUGGAGCAGAUUGCCCACCAGGGCGGGAAACUGGAGAUCGCUGGGAUGGUGGUGGGGCAGUGGGCUGGGAGCCGCCCAGCCCGGGGGAGAGGGUCCCUCAACCUCCAGGUAGUGUCUGUCGGGGGUCACGGCAAAGGGAGAGGCCGGGAUCGAGACCCACUGAGCUCAGCCAGAGCAGCUCGAGGGAGUAGUCACCGCAACCAAGCAAAUCCCACUGACAACAGCCAGCAGAACCAGGGAGGGGCUGGGGUGACAGCUCCAGGCGAGACCAUGAGAGAGACCCCCGGACCAGCCCCCAGCGAGAACUCCAGCCACCAGGGACCCCCCGAGGAGGUGGACACAGACACUCACGUGCCAGUGGAGCUCCCCAGCGAGGCCGCAGCAGCCCCCAUCGAUACGCCCAGUGAGAUGCCAAGAGAGACCUCGAGAGAGAUCCCGAGAGACACGCCCGGACCAGCCCCCAGCGACACCCCCAGCAAGACUCUCGGAGCCGCCCCCAGCGAGACGCCCAGAGAGACCCCCGGACCAUCCCUCGAGCAGCAAGGACCCGCUGAUGAGGUGGACGCAGACACACACACAGACUCGACAGCGGAGCCAGAGCCAGCGGAGCUACAGUCAGAGCCGGGCUGGGGACAGCCACAGCUGAAUGGCCGAGCUGAUGGUGCUAACGGGGAGCACAGCCCAGACACACGACCACAAAGUGCCUUAAUGAAAGACUGUGACGUGUGCAAUAGACCUUCUCAUUUACCUUCUGCACUAACCCUGGACGUUGACUGUCACAGUGGUCGGACGGCAGCCGCUGCUGCACAACAGGACGAGGAGUGAAACGCCGCUGCUAUAGAGGUUUCUCUCUAAUGUAUUUUUCCGAUUACUUUGUUGGGACGUCAGGCGCAGUGAUUCCUUCCCCUCCUCCUGUCUGCCCCAGUGACGUCACUGACUGGGCACCUACCCCUGUGACAUCACUGACUGGGCACCUC
Molecule: messenger RNA, 3788 nt
Organism: Callorhinchus milii (elephant shark)
Lineage: Eukaryota; Metazoa; Chordata; Chondrichthyes; Chimaeriformes; Callorhinchidae
Product: constitutive coactivator of PPAR-gamma-like protein 1 homolog
Exons: 17
Coding region: 106-3636 (1176 amino acids)
Cellular component (GO): nucleus
Source: RefSeq, a predicted model, not a curated record